AGAAAAAAUAAAAAAGAAAAUAGUAAAGGGGAGAAACGAAAACCAGGGCAGGAGCAAAAGAGCCCUAGUAGGCAAUAGCUGCUGUUUGUCAUCUUCUCUCACUCACUCCCUCCGCAACUUCGCCUCUCUCUCUCUCUAGACGUCUGAAGUUUAUAUUACUCUGCUGAAAUGGCAAGUAGAGAAGAGUUGGACAUUGACGAUGAUUUUAGCGAACUCUACAAGGCAUACACUGGACCUUUGGGUUCUACUGCACCAAAUUCACAAGAAAAAACGACAAACAAAAGAUCCCAUGCAGGUUCUGAUGAAGAAGAGGAAGCCCGUGACCCGAAUGCUGUUCCGACGGAUUUUACCAGCAGAGAAGCUAAGGUUUGGGAAGCUAAAUCUAAAGCUACAGAGAGGAACUGGAAGAAGCGGAAAGAAGAAGAAAUGAUCUGUAAAAUAUGUGGUGAAUCGGGUCACUUCACUCAGGGUUGCCCAUCUACUCUCGGAGCUAAUCGGAAGUCGCAAGAUUUCUUUGAAAGAGUCCCUGCAAGAGAACCCCACGUGAAAGCUUUAUUCUCAGAAGACGUAGUGAACAAAAUCGAGAAGGACAUUGGUUGUAAAAUCAAAAUCGAGGAGAAGUUCAUCAUUGUCAGUGGCAAGGAUAGGCUGAUCUUGAAAAAGGGUGUCGACGCCGUUCACAAAAAGAAAGAAGAGGCUGAAAAUAAGGGUGUCCAUAAAUUUCCGGAAGAGGCUCGGCACAAAGGUUCUUCUAGCUCCCCAAUCUCCCAGUCCAGAUCAGUUGAACGUAGAAGUCCUUUUACUUCUCGGUUAGGAAGAUUUGAUCCCCAAAAAUCGAAUCCCAGCCCUAACAAUGAUCCGCAUAGGUACGGGAGACAAGAUAAAGUUGUUGAAGACCGUGUUCGUGAAGAUUUACAAAAGUUGUCAAGUGGAUCUCCCUAUGCAAGAGCUUACGGUAGUGACGGAGGCAGAGGUCGGUCGAGCUAUUCAAAGUCUCCGGCACGCCCCUCCUACAUAGGAAACUCUUAUAGUUCAUACGAAGGCCAUACUCAGAGCAGAGGUGGCGGUGGCAGCAGGGCGGAAGCGUGGAUUGACGGCAGAGGUGGAUCGAAUAUGCAGCCCGGACAUAACAGCGACUACCCUUCCUUUCCCCAGACAUUGGAGGAAUUGGAGUUGCAAUUUAAACGGGAUGCAAUGGAACUUGCAAGAAUUCGAGAUAAAGAAGAAGAUGAUGAAAAUUUGAAGCACCGUGAGGCUGUUAGAGAAAUAAGGGAAAAUUUUAUGAAGAAAGUGGCUAUGUUGAAGGGCACACACGCGAAUAUGUGGGAAGAGUUUAUUCAACUCAAGUGCCAAAGGAUGCAACAAUCGCGUCACAAUAUUUCCGCACCUUCCUUCAGCAGUUACAGACAAACAAAUUAUUCAGAAUUCGAUAAUUCUUCGGGCAAUCCUUAUCAUUCUGGAACCAGCACACACUCAAGGGGCGGAAGGUAUCCAAACACAAACGACAGUUAUACUUCUUCUAGGCCCCACGAUAGUUAUGACGACUUUCAGCGCCACAGGCGUGGUGACGACUUUGGGAAACCCUACAACAACUGAUACUUAAUUGGUUCUUGAAAUUUGAAUGUGGGUGCAAUUUGUCUACAAGCAUUGAAUUGGGAGCACUCUGUUUAGGUAAGUAAGCACGUUUUUUUCUCGUGUAGACAUAUUGUCGACUCUAUAAGUAAGGUAUUAUUAGUUUCUCUAAAUCGUGAGACCGCCUAUGUAACCUGAAGAGUUUUCUGGCAUGUUGUUAUAGAUUUUUUUCGGAUGCUUUGGUUAUUGGUAUGAAUUGAUUGGUUUAUUUAGAUUGGUAAAA
This is a messenger RNA of Erythranthe guttata (spotted monkey flower), 1855 nucleotides long. The record is from RefSeq and is a predicted model, not a curated record. Lineage: Eukaryota; Viridiplantae; Streptophyta; Magnoliopsida; Lamiales; Phrymaceae.